CAGCUAGUACGACCAGCAUUAUGAGAAUAAACGAGGACACGCUGUUGGAAGGAAAACGUGUUGUGCUGGUGCCUUACAAUGUAGACCAUGUUCCCAGGUAUCACAUGUGGAUGAGUUCUUCCGAACUACAGAAGCUGACAGCCUCCGAGCCGCUCACUUUGGAGCAAGAGUACGACAUGCAGAGGAGCUGGAGAGAGGAUGAUGACAAGUGCACCUUCAUUAUCCUGGACAAGCAGCGCUGGGCAGACCCAGAAGUGCAGGAACAGGAGUGCAUGGUGGGAGAUGUCAACAUUUUCCUUACUGAUCCCAGUGACCCAUCUGUAGCUGAGUUGGAGAUCAUGAUUGCAGAACCCAACUACAGAGGCAAGGGGCUUGGCAAGGAGGUGAUUCGGGUGAUGAUGUGUUAUGGGGUCACCAAACUCGGAGUCAAAAAAUUUGAAGCCAAGAUUGGAUUGGACAACAAAGUCAGCAUUGCCUUGUUCAAGAAAUUUCAUUUUCAAGAGUGCUCAGUCAGCGAGGUUUUCCAAGAGAUGACACUGGAGUUGACAGUGGACGAGUCACUGCGGAAGUGGCUGCUGGAAGACAUGAGCUACGUGCAGGAGAAGGAGUAUCAGAAGGCUCGGGACAGCAGACAGAGAGCAAGCCAGCCCCAGACUCAGUGAACAGCUGAGAUGCCCGCAGGUUCUUCUCAGGACUAGGAACCUUCACCAGGUUCUCAAUAUGAUUUAGAGCCAGUGGGUGAAAGUUUCUGUUCCCUCAAGCCAGCUACCACUGAAUGAGUGAGCACUGUUUUUUAUAUUUCUUAUAUAUGGCCACAUUGUCAUAUUAAGAUCCAGGUUUAGGAGAUCAGUUUGGAAGUGCUUAGGGGAGUGGGGAUACAGUGAAAUGUAUUAACUGUCAAUACCAGCCGUCCUGUCUUGAACCAAAACCCUCACGAUCCCCUCAGACAGUGGUACAACCUUACCCCAAGAGUAACUGGAGCGGAGGCCCAUAUCAACCAUCCAAGCUCUGGCUCUUACUGUAAACAUGUGUUGGCUAAGUGUUGUGGAAGCACAUUUAAUUGUAAUCCCUGGAGUAUAUUCUGUUGUGGCCUCAGUAAUAUUUAUACACCAGGUGUAUGUGUCAGAAGCCCUGCAAAUGGACAACUGCAAAACCAUAAGGGCCUUUGCCUUGCUCUUAUCUGAGCUCCACAGUAAAGUGAUAUAUUGCUGUCUUGUUUGAAGUACUCCCCAAAAAUUAAACACAUGAAUUUAA
Messenger RNA from Megalops cyprinoides (Indo-Pacific tarpon), 1254 nucleotides. It is a transcript of the gene nat9, whose product is annotated as N-acetyltransferase 9 (GCN5-related, putative). The record is from RefSeq and is a predicted model, not a curated record. The coding region runs from base 21 to 662 and encodes 213 amino acids. NCBI's taxonomy places the organism in Eukaryota, Metazoa, Chordata, Actinopteri, Elopiformes, Megalopidae. Gene Ontology annotation, molecular function: N-acetyltransferase activity. Gene Ontology annotation, biological process: protein acetylation. The transcript is spliced from 7 exons.